Messenger RNA from Guillardia theta CCMP2712, 831 nucleotides. RefSeq lists its product as hypothetical. Bases 1 to 831 code for a protein of 276 amino acids. The record is from RefSeq and is a predicted model, not a curated record. Gene Ontology annotation, molecular function: 5'-nucleotidase activity; magnesium ion binding. NCBI's taxonomy places the organism in Eukaryota, Cryptophyceae, Pyrenomonadales, Geminigeraceae. Gene Ontology annotation, cellular component: cytoplasm. The transcript has 4 exons.
AUGACCAAGAGGAGGAAGGAGGUAGAGGAGAAGCUCUCUACGAUGAGGCGCGAUGGCAGGGAGUCUGUGCUGGUGGUGGCCGACUUCGAUAUGACCCUGACCUCUUUCCUCAUGCCCGACGGCUCUCGGGGCAUGUCCACCCACGGCAUGCUGGAGCGCUCGGGCUACUUCGGGGAGGCGUUCACGACCCGGGCCAAGGACAUCUUCAACCGGUUCUACCCCAUCGAGGUCGACCCGAACCUCGACUGGGACUCUAAGUUCGCCGCCAUGUCCGAGUGGUGGGAGACUACCCACAAGCUCAUAGUCGAGCAGGAGGUCACUAAGAAGGACAUCGCUGCUUGCGUCAAGGCAGGACACUUCAGGUUCAGGGAGGGAGUCCCCGAGCUCCUGGCCCAGCUCAAGGAGCGCGAAGUUCCCAUCCUCGUCUUCUCGGCUGGGAUUGCGGACGUGCUGGAAGAGAUCUUCAAGCAGCGGCUGGGGCUGGAGGGACUCCCGAUCAUCUCGAACAAGAUGAAGUUCGACGAGGAGGGGAAGCUGGUCGGGUUCGAGAACAACACCAUCCACAUCAUGAACAAGGGAGCCGUCGCCCUCGAGGGACAAAACCUCGAGCUCGUCAAGGACAAGUCCAACGUCAUCCUCCUGGGAGACAGCCUGGGCGACCUUCGCAUGGCUGACGGCCUGCCUAACAAGCAGCAGGUUCUCAAGAUCGGCUUCCUCAACGAUAAGAUCGAGGAGAGGAAGGAGGAAUACCUCGAGAAGUUCGACGUUGUCAUCGUCAACGACGGGCCCAUGACGGCUGUCAACGAGCUGCUCGCUCCCAUCUUCGCCUGA